Messenger RNA from Ogataea parapolymorpha DL-1, 1062 nucleotides. RefSeq names its product NASP-related protein sim3. Gene Ontology annotation, biological process: DNA replication-dependent chromatin assembly; CENP-A containing chromatin assembly. Gene Ontology annotation, cellular component: nucleoplasm. The record is from RefSeq and is a predicted model, not a curated record. Lineage: Eukaryota; Fungi; Ascomycota; Pichiomycetes; Pichiales; Pichiaceae. Gene Ontology annotation, molecular function: histone binding. The coding region runs from base 1 to 1062 and encodes 353 amino acids. The transcript has a single exon.
AUGGCCGAAGAGUCGAGUUAUUCACAGGAGCUAGUAAAACUGCUUGAAAAGGGUGCCCAGGCAUUUGCUGAAAAGCAGUAUGAGAAGUCUGUCGAGUACUAUUCUGAGGCGUGCGAGAAAUCCAAUCUUUUGACAGGCAAUGAUGACCCUGAUUUGCUCUUUUUGUACGCAAAAUCUUUGUUUGAGAAUGCUGUGUCCAAAUCUGAGGUAUUAGGUGGCCAGAAUAACCAGGACGAAAAGGCUGAAGAGACUGAGGACGAUAAUGGAAUGUUCCAAUUUAACGAGCAGCUUGCUGAAAAUGAAGAAGACGAAGAAGAAUCUGAGCAAGAACUAGAACAAGGACAAGAAGAACAGUCUCAUGAGCAAGAAGAGGAGCAGGGAGAGGAGAGCGAAGAGCAGACUGAUUUUGAGGUAUCGUGGGAAAUUCUGGAUUUGACGAGGACUUUGUACGAAGAGAAGCUCAGUUCCCUACAAGAUGAACAAUUGAAAAAACCAUACCUGGAUUCAGAUAAGAAGGACAUAAAGGAAAUCAGCUCGCCAUUUGUGGCAAUUAAAAAGAAACUGAGCGAGGUGUACGAUUUGCUAGGAGAGAUCUCUUUGGAAACUGAAAACUUUAGCCAGGCAGCUCAAGAUUUCACCACCUUGGCCAAUUUAAGAACAGAAUUAUAUCCAUUCUCUUCCAGGCUUGUUUCUGAAGCCUAUUAUAAGCUUUCGCUGGCGUCCGAGUUCAACACGGGCGAAGCAGGGUCCAGUGCAACGGCUGUAGAGGCUAUGGAGAAAUCUUUGAAAUCUAUUAAGGAAAGAUAUGAACUUCCAGACGAGGAAAGAGACGAGAGUCUGCUUCAAGAAAUGGAACAAAGACUGGAUGAUUUGAGGAAAGGUGAUGCAGCGAUUCAGGAAGAGAAAAAGAAGAUUAUGAUGGGCAUAUUGGGUGAAAGCGAUGGUACAGAAAUCAAGGCCACUCCUAAAACGGUUCCUGUGAACGAUUUGACGGGAAUGGUUAAGAAACGAAAACAGCCUGGAGGGAAAGUGGUCACUAAAAAGACUAAAACCAGUAAGUAG